Molecule: messenger RNA, 891 nt
Organism: Lindgomyces ingoldianus
Lineage: Eukaryota; Fungi; Ascomycota; Dothideomycetes; Pleosporales; Lindgomycetaceae
Exons: 12
Coding region: 1-891 (296 amino acids)
Source: RefSeq, a predicted model, not a curated record
AUGGACGCGUGCAAAACUCGCCAGAGAAUCCUGGACGAGGAGCAGGUUGUGGAGGUUGGAAAUUCGAUGGGGAUGACUCGAGAACGCGGAGUUGUGAGAUGGAAGGAAAAUCAAUUAUUUGAGAGAUGUAGAAAUUUCUUGAUGCUGGAUAUUUCUUCAAGAUGCCGUAAAAUACCCUUUUCAGCUUCCUCGACGGAUAAUCGUAAUUCGUUUGAGUCCAGCAAUGGCUCAAACAGAGCAUCGAACCUCCAUCGCCAAGCUAGCAACCUAAUUCUGUCAUUCCCCAAGACGUCGUUUAUCGAAAACACUCUUUCUAUACCUAUCUCUAUCGGAUGCGAGUACGAAGAUUUGCACGUCGUCGGGUUAAUGGAUGUCUUACCGUUCCAGUCAAAUCAAAGUUUGGCAACUGAAGCAAAAAGCCUCGGCCGAACCUACCAUAGUGUGUCUUUCACCAACCUCUUUUUGAAUUCCUUCAAGGAUGACAUUAAGAGGUUAGAUACUUGCCUGCUCAGCCUUUUUUGCCACAAAUACAGAUAUGAGCGGAAAAACCUUAACUUCAUAAGUGUGCCUCUAGUCGAUCAAUCUCGAGUCGAGUUCGUCGAUUGUAUGGGAGAAACACACGAUUCCGUACAAAACCUAGUGUGUGACUGGUGGCUAGGCGGACCUCUGUUGCAACAUCCGUCAAUAAUUUUUCGGCUUCCUCUAGAGCUGAUUGUGGCCAGAUAUAAGUUCAGCCUCGUAGAGUGCGGCCUAGUCGAAAGUGAAUUCGGAAGGAAAGAGUUCGGAAGGUAUGGAUUCGGAUGGAAGGAGUUUGGAAGGAAGCGGUUCGGAAAGAGUGGCUUUCCCGCUCAUAAAAUCUUCCUAAGUUAUCACCUCGAUAACCAUCUCUGA